Messenger RNA from Xenopus laevis (African clawed frog), 2436 nucleotides. RefSeq names its product CBY1 interacting BAR domain containing 2 S homeolog (gene cibar2.S). NCBI's taxonomy places the organism in Eukaryota, Metazoa, Chordata, Amphibia, Anura, Pipidae. The coding region runs from base 158 to 1036 and encodes 292 amino acids. The transcript has 9 exons. The record is from RefSeq and is a predicted model, not a curated record.
UGACUCUAUAGGUUUGUUGUGGGGUUACCUAGCAACCACUGGAGAGAAGCCUGAAGCCGGCAAAGAAAGGCUGCUACUUGGGACUUCCAUUAAGCUCUAGCUGUGUUUGUAUCUAGCACUUUCUCUUCAAUAUCUGCUAUCCACUUCAUCUGAAGGCAUGAAUAUUGUCCUCUCCCGGGAUGCUCAGGUCAAAAUUAUGGAGACCACUGUGGCCAAUGCAGAAAAGUACUUUGGGCAAUUCUGCUCUGUGCUAGCAUCCUACACACGUAAAACAGCGAAACUAAGGGAUAAGUCUGAUGAGCUUGUUAAGAACCUCAUAGACUUCGCUAACACUGAAAACCCAGAGUUAAGGACUGCCCUUAAAAACAUGGCGGAAGAGUUGGCAAAAAUACAAGACUAUCGGCAUGCACAGGUGGAGAGGCUGGAAACAAAAGUGGUAAAUCCAAUGAAAUUAUAUGGAACCUUAAUAAAAGACAAAAGGGCAGAGAUCAAAAAGUUCAACUCAGUCAGGAACAGAGAAAUAAAGGAAUUGGAGAAGCUGGAGAAAUUACGGCACAGAGCCCCAUCUGACCGCCAUAUUAUUUCUCAGGCAGAAUCCAAUGUUCAGAAAGCUUCAGUUGAUGCAGCACGUACCACUCAGCAGCUGGAGGAGGUCAUUGAUAAUUUCCAGCUGCAGAAGAUCAAGGACAUACAGAAAAUUUUCUCAGACUUCCUGACAGUAGAAAUGAUUUUCCAUGCUAGAUCCCUUGAAGUCUUUACCAGCGCAUUCCAAAACUUGCAAGAGUGUGACCUAGAGAAAGACAUGGAGGAUUUCCGAUCAAAGAUCCAUAUUAACACUGGGAAUGAAGAUGCCAGACCUGUACAGGCUACUAACCUAUCUUCUAACACCAACUGGCGGGCAAGCAGCAUGAGUGUACAGAGCACACUGCAGAGGCAACAGGAAGUAGAAGACAGUUAUGAAGAGUCAGAAGAAGAGGAGGAGGAUGAUGAUUAUGAAGAUCACAGAAGGGUAGAAUAUGCCAGAGUGCGAAAAUAAUACUGGUACAGGCAGAUGGAAUGCAAUAUCUUUUGUCUUUCCUGAGCUAAUAUUUAAUCAAAGACUGACUGCAAUGGUACUGGCUUCCUGCAAUGGGGGAUUGAGGCCUGCCAUUUAGAGAAAUAUUUCUAUUGAAUUAAACAACACGAUUAACACAGAUUAUGUACAAGACAACACGAAAAAACGGAAAUAUCUCUGAAUGGGCAAUAUAUAGCUAUUAUAAAUAUAUACUGAAAGGUUUUUGUUUAACAUUGUGCAUGGGGCAUUAACUCAUUUCUCACUCACCUGUUCCCACUGAUAUAGUGAGAGCUGCUAUAAGGGAAUAGUGGCAUGUUUAUUAUCAUGGGGUAGAAUAUGCCAUGUAUGUUUAUUAUCAUCAGUUCUUCCAAAUUAUUAGGGCUGAGAGCACAUGCAGGACUGCCCUGUUCAACCUGAUACAUUUUUUUAAUCUUAAACUAUAAUCAUUAUUUUAUAUAUUAACAUUUAUUGGUGCAAUUUCUUAUCACUUUGUGUUGCAGUGGCUUUCUCUCACUGAUGUAUAAGUUGUCUCAAGACUUUCAUUGUAACUUUUGAAGGGGCCACAAGCUCUUCAUUUUAGCACCUGAUAAAAUCAGUUUGUUAUUGAUUCAUAUAAAUCCUAAAACCUUUACCAAUUGGGCUUGCAUUAUACACAGGCAAAUCCAUAUAGUUAAUGGAAACUUGGUGCCUUUCACCCUUAUGUGUGCACUGGUUACAGCACUGGAACGUGAUCUUAUGUUCACAUUAAUACUAUACUUACCUAGAAAAAGAAAAAAAGAUAAAAUAGAAACCCCCACAUUAAAAGGAUACCCUGUCCCUUUCAGUAACCUCUAAGCUCUAUUUGUUUUCCAUGAAGUGGCACAGCAAGUUGCCCUGAGACUCUGACUCCAAGCGUCACGCUCAGUGCAAAGGGAUUUCAGUGGUCGUCUCCUUUCUGUGAACCCAUGCCAAUGGCAGAUAUGCUUUGAAAAGAAUAUACAAGAGGGAAUGAGUUUAUUUUCUAUAGGAUGUGCAAAGUUAAACAUGAACACUGUGUAUAUUUUUUUGGCUUACAUCAUCCCCUCUCAUUGGGAGCAGGCGAGAAAUCAUAUUCUACUGUGUUUAUUUAAACAUGUUUUGCGGUUGGAGUGAAAUUCCGGUGUUUUUCAGCCUUCCCUGGAGCGGACAACUCUCAGAAGCCAAAGGACAACAAUUCUAUCUUGUGUUUACCGCUUUCCAAAAAUGUACAUAAACAGUAGGAACUGGUGGCUUUUCACAGAAAGUAACCAGAUCCUGUAUACAGAUUUAAUUAAAAAGCAAAUCCCGGUGUGCAUUACAGUAAUAUUUAUUUGAUAGUAUGAUGUUUGUGAAUGUGUAUUAGCAAUAAACACCUGAGCUGUAAA